Molecule: messenger RNA, 894 nt
Organism: Fusarium sp. VM40
Lineage: Eukaryota; Fungi; Ascomycota; Sordariomycetes; Hypocreales; Nectriaceae
Source: the annotation of a GenBank genome assembly
AUGGCCGCCAAAACUACCGUCAGUGUUCCCCACCUCGGAGGCAUCGAUGCCGGCUAUCGUGUCUCGGGCUCUGGAAUCGACGCCAGCAAGCCCACCCUCGUGCUCGUCAACUCCAUGUGCACAACCUCGUCUCUCUUUGAGCCUCAGUUUGCUGCAAAGGACCUGACCGAUGCCGUCAACCUGCUCGCCAUCGAGCCGCUCGGCCAUGGCGCCACAAGCACAAAGUCUGAGCACUUCACCUACUGGGACUCGGCUAUCAUGAACCUGCAGGUCAUGGAGGCUCUCGGUGUCAAGAAGGCUUUUGCCCUGGGAACCAGCGCUGGAGGCUGGGUCGCUACUCGUAUGGCUCUGCUGGCCCCUGAAAAGAUCCUCGGCUUGCUGCCGCUCGGCACUUCAAUGGACUGCGAGUCCGCUGAGUCGCGCGAGAAGGGCUGCUGGGACCCCAAGACGCAGCUGGGUUCCUUCUACGAGAGUUGGAACAGCCCAACGCCCACCCCGGACUUCGUCGUUGACGACGUCUGGCGCAACCUUGUAGCAUCCGUCGGUUUCGGUAGCAACCCUUCCCCUGAAACGCUCUCCUUCUGGGACGAGACGCUCAAGCAGGUGUACCGGGGCGACGAGGGCCGAAAGAAGCUACGCAUUGCAGUGGUUAACCUCUUUGAGCGAGACGGUCUCCUGCUUCGCUUGCGAGAUGUCAAGUGCCCCGUCUACUGGCUCCAGGGCACCGAAGACCAUGUGUUUGGACAGACUGUGCCUGCUGAACACAUCAAGCUCUUCACCUCCAGCCCUGAGACUACGCUUGACUUUGUUGAGGGAGGUGGACAUUACCUGAGCGCUACCAACCCCAAGGAGAUUAACGAGGCCAUCCUCAAGAUGGUCAGCAAAUAUGCUUAG